CUAAGGGGCCCCUUUUUAGGGCCUCCGUAGCCCUUUUGGCUCCAGCUGGUCCGGCCUUGUUCGCGACCACCGUGAGCGAUCGUGCGCGCAGAGAGCCGUCACCCCGGGCACCUCCCGCCAUGGCGAAGGCCGGCUUCCUGCUGUUGGUCGCCGCCUCCCUCCUGGGUGUGGGCGCUUCGGCGCCGCACGGGCGCCUCGCUUGGGGGGGGAAGGCCCACCGGCGGCUGUCGGGCGACGACGAGCCCCCCAUCACGGACGAAUGCCUGGGCGUGUGCCCAGGACUCUCAGAUAUGGUGGCUGCGUAUAACGCGUUUGCAGUGCCUGAGAAUGAAUACCAGGCGCAGGAGCUGAUCAUGGACCUCUACUGUGACCACGAGAGUGCAGUUCAGUGCUUCGUAGACGAGCUGUCCACGUGCAGCAACUCCUCGGAAGCAGAGGGCUUUAUCAUGAUGGCCUCCAAGCUGAAGUGCAUCUGUGACACGUGCCCUGGCGGCAAGACUGCGUGGGCCAAACUUAUGGACAGCAUGGAGUCCAGUGACGAGGACAGCGGAUCUGGGAUGGUGGGCACAACCACUUUGGCAGAUGGCACUGGCACAACUGGGGCCGACGAGGGCAAUUUCGACAAAGAUUCCAUGUGCCCCUUUUACACUUUCGUCCUCUGCGCCGACGAGUAUGCGACGGACUGCGGCGCCAUUCUCGAGGAGAUGAACGUCAGCAUCUCGGGGGACGCGGUCGCCAUGCUCGAAGCGGAGUGCACGGGCGAGUACGCCCCUGGAGCGGACGACGACGAGGACGACGACGACGACGACGACGAUAUGGGGGACGUCGUCGGAAGCUGUGGCCCGUUCGGCCUGGGAUGGAUCGCCGCGUCGCUGGCCCCAGUGAUGGCGGCGCUCGAGUGCGUGGCGGCCUGAGCCUGAUGCUGCCUCCCCCGGCCCCCUCGCGUCGUGAAACUAGCACGGACGGAGUGUUCUUCUCUAGUUGCUGGUUUCGUGCCGCGCUCGGCCCGACCCGGGGCGGCGUGGGAGCAGGAAGACCUCCUCCUGCGCCGCCGACCGUGGUCCAGGCGCUGCUCCUGUCCAAGCAUGCGGCCGCUCGCCCUGAGGAGGGGUUCGGUCGGGCAGGCGCCACUCUUGCUGCGUUUCGGGUCGGUUGCGAGGGCGCUGGCCUGGCACGGGGCACCGCGGGACAAAAAAAGGGGCCCCGUGAGGGCCCUUGUCUUUACUCCCCCCAGGUGGGUCACCCCCCAUUCCCGCCCGCCCGGCCAGGAAGCAGGCUUCGCCCACCAGCUCCUGGCGGAAGGCCCACCUGCCAAGCCCCGCACGUCCCAGAGUUCGGCGACCUGGGCAAGCAGCUCGUCGUAGGCGAGGUCGGGUUCGUCGGGGCCCGGCGCCAGCGCCUGCCCGAGUUCAUCGCUCAUCGUCGAAGCUCCCGCGCCACGGGACCCAGACCUCCUCCGGGCGCCCCAGCGCGCACGUCAUCUCCCUCGUCGAGGGGUGUGUCAUGCCUCCGCCUGCAGCCCUCCUUGGCCCCGCAAGCGGCGCGAGAUCUCGCCGACGUGGUGCUCGGCGGACAACUCUCAGGAGGGAA
Messenger RNA from Prorocentrum cordatum, 1590 nucleotides. Lineage: Eukaryota; Dinophyceae; Prorocentrales; Prorocentraceae. The record is from the annotation of a GenBank genome assembly.